Molecule: messenger RNA, 3520 nt
Organism: Hydractinia symbiolongicarpus
Lineage: Eukaryota; Metazoa; Cnidaria; Hydrozoa; Anthoathecata; Hydractiniidae
Product: kinesin-like protein KIF11-B
Exons: 23
Coding region: 101-3286 (1061 amino acids)
Biological process (GO): mitotic spindle assembly; microtubule-based movement
Cellular component (GO): spindle microtubule; nucleus
Molecular function (GO): ATP binding; plus-end-directed microtubule motor activity; microtubule binding
Source: RefSeq, a predicted model, not a curated record
UGGUGAUCGGUCCCUGUUCAAAAUUUUGGCUCCAAAUCAUUUUCUUGGCGGCUUUAUUUUAAUGUUGUUGUGUUUUUAAUAUAUUUGUUAUUAUCUUAAAAUGGGAAAACCAGGAAAAGGAGAGAAAAACCAAAAUAUACAGGUUGCUGUUCGGUGCAGGCCUAGGAAUCAACAUGAAAUCAAGCUUGGAUCAGCCAAUGUUGUUGAGGUUAACUUACCUAUUAAGGAGAUUACUGUACGGCAAGAAAUGAAUUACAUGGAUAAAGGGAACAACAAGACGUUUUCAUUUGACAAAGUUUUCGGGCCGAAUUCACGUCAAAUCGAUGUUUAUAAGUCAAUGGUUUGCCCUGUUAUAGAUGAAGUUUUGCAAGGAUAUAACUGCACUAUCUUUGCUUAUGGUCAGACUGGCACUGGAAAGACCUUCACAAUGGAAGGUGAGCGCACCAAUGACUGUGACUUUUCAUGGCAAGAUGACCCUUUGGCUGGCAUCAUACCAAGAGCAAUGCAUCAAUUAUUUGAACAACUUAAUUCUAUGGAGGAUUGUGCUGAAUAUUCUGUCCGUGUUUCAUUUUUGGAGAUUUACAAUGAAGAGUUGUUUGAUUUGCUGGGUAACAGCCUGGACACACAAAAAUUAAGAUUAUUUGAAGAUACAACAAAGAAGGGGUCAGUAGUUAUACAAGGCUUAGAAGAAGUUAUAGUUCACAGCCGCAAUGAAGUUUACACUAUUUUGGAGAAAGGUGCAGCAAGACGACAGACGGCAGCUACAUUACUUAAUGCUCAUUCAAGUCGUUCGCAUUCUCUAUUUAUGGUUACAAUCCAUAUGAAAGAAAACAACAUAAAUGGUGAAGAAUUUCUUAAAACUGGCAAGCUCAACUUGGUUGAUUUAGCAGGAAGUGAAAAUAUUGGUCGAUCUGGUGCUAUAGAGAAAAGGGCAAGAGAAGCUGGAACAAUUAAUCAGAGCUUGCUAACACUUGGCCGUGUUAUUACUGCCCUUGUGGAAAACGCACCACAUGUUCCCUACAGAGAGAGCAAGUUAACUCGAUUAUUAAAAGAUUCCCUAGGUGGCCGAACUAAAACAUCUAUUAUUGCAACUAUUUCUCCUGCAGCAUGCAAUUUAGAGGAAACUUUAAGCACCUUGGAUUAUGCUCACAGAGCAAAGAACAUAAUGAACAAGCCGGAGGUCAAUCAGAAAUUGACAAAGAAGGCAUUGAUUAAGGAAUACACAGAACAGAUUGAGAGAUUAAAGAAAGAUUUGGUUGCUGCACGUGAGAAAAAUGGAAUUUUUAUUGCAGAAGAAAACUAUUUAGAGAUGCAGACUCAGUUAGCAUCACAAAAAACUAACCUUCGAGAGUACAUAGAUAAAAUCCAGUCCCUUCAAGAUGAAAUGAAAAAAGUCGAAGAGUUGUUUUCUGGUACUCAAGAAAAACUGGAGAGAACCACCCACGAACUGAACUGGACCAAACAGCAUCGCGACGAAACACAAGAGCUUGUUUCGAAGCAUAAGGAAGCCGAAGAGGAGUUGUUUGGACAAGCGAAUGAGUUACUUGACACUGUCAAUGAAACUGUUUCUGACACGUCAUACUUACACUCGUCUCUGAAUCGAAACAAACAGCUUCAUUCUCGAAAUUAUGAAUGCAUCAAUACAUUUAAGGACAAUGCGAAAACUAGGUUUUCGAAGCUUACAAAUCAUUUGCAGGAUAGAGAAGAAAUUCAGAAGAUCUAUCAUGAAAGAAUUAACAAGGAGUUAGUGGACUUCAAAACAUCAAAAGUUACUGCGUACAAAGAGUUGACAAAAUCCAUCAAUACAGCAAUUGAAGAUAUGAACAAGAAAGUGGAAACAGUUCAGCUUAAUCAAAAGUUGUUUGAAGCAGAUCAUGAAGAGAGUGUAGAGCUCUGUAACAAGACAAGCGAGCAGUUCAAGGCUAAAACAAUCGAAACCAUUCGUAGCUUUCAAAAUGAGCAAUUUGCCUCUGUUAUGGAGAAAGUUCGUUCCUGUAUGGCACAGAUGAAAGAACAUGAUGAGAAGCUUUUGUGUGCUAUUUCUAACAUGACUGAAAAUUUCUGUUCAUGUUUAAACGAUAUGAAAGAGCAGCAAUCCAAAGAAUUGAGUUUACUUCAUAACUCUGUUCAGUCACACACUUGUCAACAGCAUCAAGCAGUUGAGAAGUUGUCGUUAUGUACUGAAAACGCAGUGACAAGUCAGAAAUUCAUGCAAAACCAAUUACAGAACGACUUUCUUCUGAGUCUUCAAGCAAGCAUAGAAGCCGUCACAAAAGAGAACUUCGCAAAACUUUUUGCAGCACAACAAGAGCAACUUCAAACUGACACUAAUCAGAUGUUAACUCAACUCACAGAGCAAAAAAAUGUAACAGAAAAUUUCACGACAGAUAUGGACAGACGUGUUCAGUUAUUUAAUGACUCUAUAUCGAAAUGCCACAACGAAACCGUGUUGGAAGCUAAACGAAGUUCCGAGUCUGUCACUGCUGAGAUCAGAGAGAUGGGUACGUGUGUUACUGCUUUGAAUUCAGAGCUUGACGGAUUAGAGUUAAACGAAAAAAAAUUCGAAGAACAACUUUUAAAUAACGCAGAAGCGCAACAUAAUCAUAUGCUAAAUAGUAACAACGAUACGCGUCAAAAACUGAAAUCGUUUGUUGAAGCAACUGGAAACAAACUUAACGACGUGCUCACAGACAAUAACAACUUAAAAGACAGCUGUGCCGUGAGAAUCCAAUCCGAAGUAGACUCAAGCAGCAAUAUGUUAUGUAGUAUACAAGCCAACCUGGAUCAGCACAACUCGCAGGACGUAGAGUGGAAUACAGUGCAUACUGAGCAGUUGUUCUCAUUUGAGAACUACUUGGUUGAAUUUGUAGAGGAGGAGAUCAAAAUAGAUUCACCGACAGGUCUUACACCUGAUCAAAAGCAGUACAGUUAUCCGCGUGUUUUACGUCGCACUCAAGAUCAUCAAAAAAUCAUCGACGACUACCGACAACGCCAUGGCAUUCCACCGCUACCCGAGAUGACGGAAGUGGAAGAAGGUGCAGAUGAAAAUAAGGAUCGUACAAACGAUGGUUCCUUUAUCGAAGACAGUCCUUUUGAGGAUGAUUCUGAUGAGAAAGAAUCACCACUACUUCAUAAUGUAGUUCAAAAAAUCAAAUCGGCGUCUACAGCAUCCCACGUGUCGUGCGACAAAGAAAAUAUUAUACCGUCUAAAUUACCGUUGUCCGCAUCUAAAGUUCGUCAGGAGCGACCAAGAAUACCGCUGCGAUCGGCUAAUACUCUUAGUUAGAUUUUAUGUUAUAUAUUGUUGAAAUUAGUGCAAAAAAAUUAUAGUAUUUUCGGCAAUGGAGUUGGUUCACAAAGGUUAUUUUUAUAUUAGUGGCAGAUUUAUUCUACACCAAACGUGAUAAUAAACCAGUAGAGUAUCUUUUCUUCAUUUUAUCAUUUUUCGUGUAUUUCUUAUUACUGAAAAUAAUCAUUUUGCUUGUACGGUAAUUGGAAAGAAUAUAUAUAUUUGCGAAAA